UAUAAAUAAUGCCUUGUUUGGUGAACAGUUGCUGCAGACUGCUUUUCUGUCUUCAUCCCCACACAGGUGAAACCAAAGCCAUUAUUGUUGAAGCUGUUGAAGUUAGCUGGUGCGGAAAAGGACACUUUUACUAUGAAGGAGGUAAUAUUCUAUCUUGGACAAUAUAUUAUGUCUAAACAAUUAUAUGAUGAAAAAGAGCAACACAUUGUGCACUGUGCAAAUGAUCUCCUUGGGGAUUUAUUUGGAGUAACAAGCUUUUCAGUAAAAGAACACAGGAGGGUAUAUUCGAUGAUUUGCAGAAACCUGGUAGCAAUCAAUCAACAAGACUGUACACUUGCUGACACACCUGAGGUUGAUGCCAGAUUUCAGCUUGAGAAAGAAAAUGUUUUAAAGGAGUCCAUGCAAGAGUUAGAAGAGAAGCAGACUUCAUCAAACGUGACUUCCCGACCAACAGCAUCAUCUAGGAGGAGAACACACAGCGAAUCUGAAAAUUCUCCAGAUGAUCCUCAUGCUGACAGAAGAAAACGACACAAGUCAGACAGCAUUUCGUUGACAUUUGAUGAAAGUCUCUCAUGGUGUGUUGUCAGUGGGCUGUGCCGGGAAAGAAGCAAUAGCAGUGAUUCAACAGAUUCUCUUUCCAUUCCUGAUCUCGAUGCCAGUUCACUAAGCGAAAACUCCGAUUGGUUUGACCAUAGUUCUGUUUCAGACCAGUUCAGUGUGGAGUUUGAAGUUGAAUCUAUUUAUUCAGAAGACUAUAGCCAUAAUGAAGAAGGACAGGAGCUCACAGAUGAAGAUGAUGAGGUAUAUCAGCUGACCAUUUAUCAGGAUGAAGAUAGUGAUGCUGAUUCAUUCAAUGAAGAUCCAGAGAUUUCUCUAGCCGAUUAUUGGAAGUGUCCAGAAUGCAGCGAAAUGAAUCCUCCACUUCCACGACAUUGCCACAGAUGCUGGGCCCUUCGAGAGGACUGGCUUCCCGAUGAAAAGAGUGAGAAAUUGGCGAAGAGCAAACUAGAAAGUUCUUUCCACCUAGAAUCUGAAGAAGGUUUUGAUGUACCUGACUGUAAGAAAGUGAAAAUGACUGAAGAUAAAGAACCACCUGUGGAGGAGAAUGAAGAUAAAGCAGUACAAAUAUCCGAGUCCCAGGAAAGUGAGGAUUAUUCUCAGCCAUCUACGUCUAGCAGCAUGUAUUGCAGCAGUCAGGAGGACUACAAGGAACCCGAGAAGAGAGAGAUGCAAGGCAAAGAGGAAAGCGUGGAGUCCAGUCUGCCUGUUAGCAGCAUAGAGCCCUGCGUCAUAUGCCAAAGCAGACCUAAAAAUGGUUGCAUAGUACAUGGCAAAACGGGACAUCUCAUGUCGUGUUUCACCUGUGCAAGGAAGCUGAAGAAGAGGAACAAACCGUGUCCGGUGUGCAGACAACCUAUCCAGAUGAUCGUACUAACUUAUUUUGGUUAGAACCGUGUUGAGUGAAAAGCAGCAGAAGGAACAUUAUAUAUAAACUGGUACCACAAUUAAGAGAGUAAGAAAUUAUUUUUAUAUACUUAUUGGCAGAUUAAUAUUUUGUGUGUCAUUGCCUUUGGUAAGAAAAGUCAUUAUUGAAAUAAAUGCACUGGAAUUGAUUGUUAAGUUUAGCCUAAUGCUCAUUAGUCCACUUGAAUAUUUUAAGUCCCUCUCAGUAGAAGUAACCAAUUCGUACUGGAUACUAUUUGCCUUCCCAAAAGUUUUACUGUACAUAAAAGGUAGCAAGGUUUGUAUUACUGGAUUGAUCACACAUUAAGAACCCAAGUUCAGAGAUUAACAGAGGAAGUACAUUUUGAAGAGUUCAUUUAAAGUCAGUUCCUCCUCUUGAAAGGGGAUUCUCUACAUUCCAGUAUCCAUUGUCUAGUGAAGACACCAGGCAAAAUCAGAACCCUCAGAAUAAGUUAAUAAAAUAACAGAAUAGAGCCUUGUCUCCUGCAUUCCCAUAAGAUGAGAUUCUCCAAGAAGGAGAUCUUUUGGAUACGUACCUGGAGACGGGGGAAGUUGUGAUAGAAAAUAGCAUUCAUAAUUUUGCAAACAGAAAAGGGUACUGUGUCUUGUUUAAAACCUGCAUUGUGAACUUGAGGGCUUUAUGAAUGUGUCCUGAGAAAAAGUCAUUGACCAGCUAGUCUUACAGUUACCUCUUAAGUAUACUGAGAAACAGACUUCUGAAGUACUCUGUGGUUUGGCAGUCUGUGCUAUGCUGGUUAUGUUAGCAGAGUGUGAGAGAUGUGAGUGGGCAAGGUAAAUGAAGGAGAGCUUACGUUAAAAGCCAGGCAAAUAGGUGAUACCGGGCAAUGUUUGAAUUUUCUCUGCACUUGUUUUUGACUUCAGUAGCAUGGCACACAGCUUGAUCACUCUGUUCACUUGAAUAAAAAUAGUGGAAAAAAAAUCUAUAAAAAAUCCACCUCCAUCUGCAGAAACAAACGAGCUCUGUAGUUCUGUUUCACACUGUUUGGUUUUUGUUAGUUUGUUUUUAAGUUCAGCAAUCUUUCUGACUUGUGCUGUUUUUAUCUGUACCAUAAGCAUUUUGAAAAUCUCUUGCAAGGUGUUUGCUCGAAUCAAUGUUUGUCUGAGUUGGAUUUGUCCUUACUGCUUUUAGCUCGUCUCCUCACUGUACUUCACCAAAAACUUUGUGAAAUUUACCAGUUCCUUUAUUAAGAAGUUGAGUAACUUAGUUCUGUGAUGCAUUCAGAGGGGGUAAUGCAAAUAUUUUUGUAUGGUAAAGUUCUAAAGAUGUAGCUAGCUUACUCAUCUGAGCUGUUCUUUGGAUGGAGAGUUUCUAUAGCGGUGAGUUGGAUUUAUUUCUUCGGAGAGCUCCAUUACAAGAGGACUUGCGUGUUCCCAGCAGCUUGUUGUUUGUUCACCUAGUUGAGCUAAUAUUUGAAAGCUACUGCUAAAAGAUACUGGUAUCUCUGAGGUUUUUUUUUUUUUUCAGUUCAUUGUAACUAAACAAAAACCGUAAGACAUCCUCUGUUUAUUCAAAGGAAGAAUUGUGCACGCGCAGAGGUCUUGUUCUUGAAGGCUGUGAAGUGGCAGCUGUUGGUUGGAAGCUGUUGAAGCUGUUACAGGCUUUGGUCAGCAGGAACCUUUCAGCUGGGUUUUGGCAGUCCUUCAGCCUGAGGUGGAGGAGUGUUUGAGCAGAUAGUGAAUUUUUUCAGCUACCAGUGCUUCUAAUACAUGGUUACCUGCUUUAAUUGACAUUUAUUUCUAUUUAUUUCUUGUGUUUUUUGUUUGGUAAAUUGAAGUACAGUACAGCUUGCAGAGGCUAUCCCAUUGCAGCUGCCGGUCAGAACUGAGUGGUGGUCAGAUGGGUCUGCAAUGUGCAGUUAACAGAGUUAUAAACUCGUACAUUCAGGGGAAGCAGUGUUCAAGUUGGGAGUGUGCUUAAAAUCUUCAUCCCUUGCAUUGUCUCUUAUGUCUGAGGCUUUUUUGUUUGUUUGAUACCUUCUCUACAGUCACUGUAAUGGCUGUGUAACUGCAGUCAUGGGGAGCAGCUGUUCUCAGCCCAGUUCCUGCUGGGACAAAUUGCCGUCCUGGUCUUCCAACCCCCUUAAGUGCUCUCCAUAUGUUAAAAUACUUCAGCCCUCAAAGAUGCAUGCAUGGUCACAGCAGUGAUCUUGCUGCUUGCAAGUGCUCAGCUUUAGAAUUUUCCUUCAGAACCAAUCCCACUAAAGCUUUCUGCUUUGGCGUAACGUAAAACAAAAGCGUUCAGCACAGCAUUUUUUUUCCUUUUAUGCUAAAAAGUUUUACAUCCUCAGCAUGUCUUCUGUAGUGGAAGAUAGCCCUGGAAAUGCCCUCUACUCCAUGGAGUACCAAGGAAACUGGUACUUUCGGUGCCUGAUUCCUUGGCCAAGCUACUGUGUCAGAGCAAUUUUUUAAAAAUUAUGUUUUCUGGCCUAAUGUUAUUUUUAACAGCUCGUAAGUUUGUUUGUUCCUGAGUUUUGUUUUUUGUGUAGAAGCAUGCCUUACAGACAAGGGAAUGCAGUGCCGAGCAUCGGCAUCGGUCUCAUCUCCUCUAUGGGAAGCUGGCGGGGGCAUGCGAAUCUGGGGGAUGUUUGUGACUUUUGCCUUGUGCUGUGGACCAAGACCCAGGCUGAGAACAGGCGUUUUGUCCAAAAUGCUGAAAUCUGGGGGCUCGUCUCCAUGCAGCCGCCCUGAAUACACGCUGUGACACCCAAGAAAGGGGAUAAUGGUGACCAGCCUUUGCUUGUUGCCCUGUUCUUUUGGCACAGAUACAAUUGCCUGUCCUUGGGUGGCGGUGCAAAAGUUGACAUUUAUUCUUAUGUGGUGAGGUGUAUUUAAUAUUGUAUGCGUGUUAAUUUAUUGCAGUUUGUAAAUAUUCUUGUGCUUGUAGUUAGUGUUUGGAGCUUUAAUUUAUUGAAUUAGCCCUCUGGUACACGUGCAGAUGAACCAGCGUGCGUGCUUAGUGAAUCGCAGUUACAAGGAGACUAAGAAAAUGUAGCAUUAAAAACAAAGGUCGGCACAGCUAGAUUCGGACUAAGAGCAACAUAGGAAGGCUUAUGUCUUCUUUUCUCCUUCCCUUAAUACAAUUUCUGUGUUGAAACUGUACAGCACGUAUUAGAGGUGGAAGCUGAUGCUACAUUAGCAUGGUGAAAAUCCAUUGGCGGUGCUUUCUGUUGGAAUGCUUUUCCAUCUCCAAAUACUGCUCCGUUGUGGUGGUAACGCUGGGGGUCACUGUAGGGAAGGUGCGACACCGUGAGAGGCUUCCCAGUCAAACUCUGCACUGAGUGGUAAUUUCUCUCUCCUUUGAUGAAGAGGCUGAAGGAAUGGCCGGAUACUUGGAAAAUUUGUAAGUGUACAAUGUCUGUAAUUGUCAUAGUCUAUUUCUUCAUGCACUUCAGGUCGACAGUGUUCAGGUGCAAACACUGCAAGGACUCGCAUUUGUACAAGAAAACCACUUUUGGAUAAAAUACGACUUCACCCAAGAAGGCCAAGUGCAAAGUGAAGUACCCAAGACAGGUGCCAAAACGGCUUUGUUUCAGCAUCUAACACGUCCCAAAAAUGCCAGGACUGUUGAAUGUUAAAACAAUUAAGAACCUUUAACGCUGAAAGUUCACUUCAAAUUUAUUACAUUACAAGCCUGUUGCCUUUAUCUGUUAAAAACCUUGUCGGAGUGAAGCAGGUAGCUGGGUUGCUGAUUGUAUCACUCAUCCACUCUGCAAGGACUGUUGGUGUUGUGCACCCACCGCGUGUUGUGUUAGCGAUGCUGCCUCGCAGCCUGGAGGAAGUCCGAGCCGUGCUGUGUUGCACAAGAAGCUUUGGCUGCCCCUUCAGCUAGGAGUUUGAUUUAGAAACAGGCAAAUGCACUACAAAAUUUAAUUGUUGGGGUGUUCUAUUUAUUUCUAGCAGCCUGGUACAAUUAUAUCACCAUGUUCCAUUUUCUGUUAUUUGGUUUAAAUGUCACUGUGUGAAAUUUCUGUAUGGGUAUGAAAACACAUGGAAGACUUUGGGCAUGUUUUUUCCCCUAAAACAAGGGGGAAAAACAAUUCCUCAUUCUUGCAAAAAGCAUCAGCAAGAAUAAUUUUCAGAAUGCUCUUACAGGAGAGAGAGUGGUGUAUCUGCUUUUUGGGUUACUUAGUUUAAAGUUUGAGCAAGCAAAAAAUGAAAAAAAAAAAUCAACCAACCCCCAAACGUGGGCUUAUGGUAUUUUUUUUAAAAGCAAUAGACUGAACUUACUGAAAAGGAAAAAUUGUUGCUUUCAUCUAAUGUGUACAUGCUUUUAUUUACCACAGCCACAAUGAAAUUUGAAUGCCUCGCUCUCAUACCUACUGUACAUGUAAAAGUUGUGGGUUAUACUUCAGAAGGUGUUCUGUCCCCUUUUAGUAGAUGUUGCUUUAAGUUAACAGCCUGACUUUCGAGGGGCAGGUUUUCCUGUUUGUUUUUUUGCUAAAUUGAUGGCAGUCAGUGUGAAGAGUACAUAAUACCUGAAAUAACAAAUUGCUUUUCCACAAGCAGAGUCUGACUUUGCAGAGUUGGAAUUGUUAUUAAAUAGAGGGUUUAAUAGUAGAGUUAAAUAACUAUGCAAUUUUGCCACCAGGCGUAGGUUGCUGAACACGCUUUUGGUGACUUGUGUGAACCUUGUAGCUAACCGUCGCAGGUCCUGCUGCGUCCAGCAGCCCUUCGCAUGCAGCUGGCCACCAAUCGCACAGCGCAUAGUUCCCUUUGUGAGAAGAGUUUCAUGCGUAUUGCAUUCGUGUUUUGGUUUUCAGUUUUUCUGAGAAAAUUAACUAUGAUGUCUAAAGAGCUUUAAAUAAAGAUGUGUUUAUAUGCUG
Messenger RNA from Oxyura jamaicensis (ruddy duck), 6308 nucleotides. It is a transcript of the gene MDM2, whose product is annotated as MDM2 proto-oncogene. NCBI's taxonomy places the organism in Eukaryota, Metazoa, Chordata, Aves, Anseriformes, Anatidae. Gene Ontology annotation, cellular component: nucleus. Gene Ontology annotation, biological process: negative regulation of apoptotic process; regulation of cell cycle. The transcript has 9 exons. Gene Ontology annotation, molecular function: ubiquitin protein ligase activity; identical protein binding. The record is from RefSeq and is a predicted model, not a curated record. The coding region runs from base 133 to 1449 and encodes 438 amino acids.